This is a messenger RNA of Trichomonas vaginalis G3, 1059 nucleotides long. RefSeq lists its product as uncharacterized. The transcript has a single exon. The record is from RefSeq and is a predicted model, not a curated record. NCBI's taxonomy places the organism in Eukaryota, Parabasalia, Trichomonadida, Trichomonadidae. Bases 1 to 1059 code for a protein of 352 amino acids.
AUGUCACCUUUUGCUGAUUGCUUCAUUUCUAUGACCCUUAGCAAAAGCAGCUCUGGGGAAUUGGGGACGCCUCCCCUUUCCACGGCAGCUGGGGAUGCUUUAGUGAAGGAGGGUCCAGAUCCGGGCAAUUCUAAUGAAAAUUCGGCCCAGAAACCGAAGUCUGAUCAACUUCCUCCUUCAUUUCAGCUUCUACUUCAGCAAUAUAUUCUACAAGGCAAAUUCAAUACAAACACUCAACAAAAUAUCUUCUCAAAUCCGAAUAAUACGACAAUUCGAAUUCGAAUUCCUCCUCGACUACCGAAAAAGGUAGUUUAUACUUACCAAGAAGAAGAGGAAGAAGAAACAGAAGCAAUCCAGCUUAAAAUUCCACGAAGUUCCCGUCAAAGAGUCAGUAUUUCGCCUCGAUUUAUCACUCGACCAACUACACCAAGUAAAUUCAUGCCGCCAAAGAGAGUUUUAACGCCUGACUGGGAAACAUCGCGUUCUAAACAACCUUUUAAGAACGAAACGAAAUAUUCUGACGAUAGUGAAGAAGAACCUGAGACUUUAGCUGAUUGGAAUGAACUAGAUAUGGUCGAUCAUCACAGAAAACUCGAAAUUCUUGAAAAUAGAAUCAUAUACGGCUUUGAUGACGCAUAUCAACACCCAGCGCAGUCAAUUGAUUUAAUAUACAAAGGAUUCAACGUUGUCAUGACGGAAGAAGAGCAUUUAAAAACAGAAAGAUACGACCAAGAGCGAGAACCUCAUAUUGUUCCCAGAUUUUGGGAACCAAGACCAUGGGACAAACCGGGAGACCUCUUAACAGAAUCACAGACAGAAGAACUUGAAACAAAGAUGACUAUUGCAACAUUAGCUCCACUUACGCGAUCAUCACUGAAAUCUCCAUCUUCUGUCAAGAAAAGAUUGGUUAAACGCUCUCAGAGUGUGAUGAUUGGAGCUCCUCCACGUCGCGGGAGGCCUCGGAGAAUUCAAACAGACUCAAAUUCUCUUUUAUUACCAAUUGGCACUUUUGAAACGGAUGAUGAAGACCAGUUAAGCGAAUGGGACGAUUUUAUAUGA